AUGGACCCCGAGUUCGAAGCAGAGUUGAAAGGUGAAGGCAUCCCAGAUGACCUCAUCGCAUGGAUGGCAACGCAUUGCAAGACCCCAGCGCGCUUUGCUUUCUAUGUGGAUUCCAAGGAAGAGAUUCAGACCCUCAUAGUGGACCAGGUCGCCUCGACCCGGAACAACAGAACAGUCAGAGCAGCCCUGGUGGAACUGUGGCGGAAGCACUCAGCUGCCCAAGAGCGCAGACUGAGUCGAGCUGCUGCAGGAAUAGGCGACCAAGACUGGGAAGACCCGCUUGAAGGCUUUGUGCGGGACCGACUGUACGCCGCUUUCGCUGCGUACUACCACUUCAGGCUCCGACCCACUGCCUCACUGUGCGACAACUUGUUGGCGCGAUUUAAGCGUGAGCUGGAUCGCAAACAGUUCACGGUGGUCUCCAUGUCUCGGGUCCGGUCUCAGGCCUGCGCCGGACUGCAUCGGGCAAAGCGGUUGAAGGUGUCUGACACGGUGUCUAUGGACAUUGCUGCAGCAGAUGACGACUCCUCCGACUUGCAAGGCGUGUUCGACUACAUCGAUCGUCUCCAACUUGUGAUGACAGGGUGGGCAGUGGUCGGCUGCUUUGAAGUCCGGGAUGGCAGCGGUUCUCUCCGCGCCGCUCGCUGGCUGCCCUGGGACUUGGCUUGCGAGUAUGUGGACAGGGCUAAGCGCAAGCUUCUCCUGCCUGGUGGGAAAAUGGUUGACUUGGCAACUCUCCAGAAAGCGGACGAAUCCACCCGCGAGAUGUGGGUUGACCUCAUGCGGAACAAUGACCUCACAAUGGGCCAGGCCGUUGAGAAGUGCUUUGUGGACGCGUCCCCCUUCUGGCUUUUUGCGGGCGCGGAAGUGGCGCCGGCAGUUGCAGCCAGGAGCGGGGCUAGCCAGACAGCAGAAAGAGGUCGGCAGGGGUCUAACGAAGUCAUUCUGGUCAAGGACAAGGACAAACGGCAGGCGCGACCAGCCAGGAUCGCCGACCAGACCUCGCGCGGCAAGUCGAUCUGCGCCUUGUGGAAUGAGGGAAAAUGCCAGGCCAAGUGUCCAGACAACAAGUUGCACGUGUGCAACUUUUUGUUGCAGAAUGGACACGUGUGCGCGGCCGCUGCCCAUAGGCGCAGCGAGGCCCACUAG
Effrenium voratum is the source of this 1149-nucleotide messenger RNA. Lineage: Eukaryota; Dinophyceae; Suessiales; Symbiodiniaceae. The record is from the annotation of a GenBank genome assembly.